Molecule: messenger RNA, 1995 nt
Organism: Pseudoliparis swirei
Lineage: Eukaryota; Metazoa; Chordata; Actinopteri; Perciformes; Liparidae
Gene: pxylp1
Product: 2-phosphoxylose phosphatase 1
Biological process (GO): dephosphorylation; glycosaminoglycan biosynthetic process; chondroitin sulfate proteoglycan biosynthetic process
Cellular component (GO): Golgi apparatus
Molecular function (GO): phosphatase activity
Source: RefSeq, a predicted model, not a curated record
UAUAUAAAUAUAUUGUUACGUCCCUGUGAGUAAAUAAAGGAUCCUUGAAUCCGUCAAAGUAAUCCGUAUACGCAAAAAAAACUUCGUUCUUUCCCGUCGCAGCUCCAUUAUUUUGAAAGGCUCGUCGCCGGAAGUACCGCCGUGCAAAACUCCUCGUAACUUGAUGCCGGUGCCCCCGCCGUCCCCGUCGGCAGUCGGUUUCUCCACCGGAGCAACCAAACCAAAGCGCUGGAUUCAAGCGUCUGAACCCGGUUGUGUGACUCUCGGUUCCUGCAGCCUGCAGGGAUGGGCCGCGACCUGGAUGGCUGACGGACGGGAGACGAGGACCAAUCGCAUGCCACCAUGCUGGCUCGUAACCGCUUCCUCCUCCUGGUGGUGGUGGGCGGGGCCACGCUGGCCAUCAUCAGCCUGAGCCUCCAGUUCUUGAACCUGAUCCCCGUCGCCCCCGUCCUGGAGGAGCGACUCUUCCAGGCGUCGGACGGCGGCGUCGUGGCGGCGGCGGCGGCUCGGGGGAAGAGCAGGAAGAGGGUGUUCCCCCGCACCGAGGAGCCCGACCCCAUAUCGGAGGCGUACGGCUACUGCAACACGCCCAACCGCACCGAACAGGCCUGGGAGGGUCACAGUCCUGCCGACUACAAGCUGCUGUCGGUCCAGGUGAUGAUUCGCCAUGGCGACCGCUACCCGCUCUACUACAUCCCCAAGACCAAGCGGCCCGCCAUCAACUGCACCUUGUCCACCAGCAGGAAGCCCUCCCACCCGCUGCUGAACGCCUUCAUCCGUCACAUGGGCCAGGGGGACCGCGGCCACUGGGAGUCGCCGCUUGGCUCCGCCCCCCGGCUGCCCAACCACAGCGCCUGCGAGAUGGGAGAGCUCACGCAGACGGGUGUGGUGCAGCACCUGCGCAACGGGCAGCUCCUCCGCCAGGCCUACAAGCGCCACAAGCUCCUCCCCCCCGACUGGUCGCCCCGCCAGCUGUGGCUGGAGACCACGGGCAAGAGCCGCACGCUGCAGAGCGGCCUGGCGCUCCUCUACGGCCUCCUGCCCGACUUCGACUGGGCCAAGGUGACGGCGCGCCACCAGUGGAGCACGCUGUUCUGCGGCGCGGCGUGCGACUGCCCCGCCCGCAACCGCCACCUGGAGGAGGAGCAGCGGCGGCAGUACCGGCUCCGGGUGAGCGACGCGGAGCUGGAGAGGACGUACGGCGACAUGGCGCGCGCCCUGGGGCUGCUCGCCCGCCAGCUGCGGGCGGCCAACCCCGUGGACUCGCUGCUGUGCCACCUGUGCCACGGCCUGGCGUUCCCGUGCGCGCCCGCGGGCGCCGGCGGCGGGUGUCUGACCACGGCGCAGUUCGCCGUGAUCCGCCGGCAGCAGCUGGACGACGAGGCGGACCGCCGCCGGGCGGGGCUGUACCGCAAGUACGCCGUCCUCGCCAUGCACCCGUACCUCAACCGGACCGCCGCCAAGAUGGAGCGCGUGGCGAGGGCCAACGAGGCCGGCCGGCCGCGGCGCCGCGAGGACGAGGUCUUCGCGCUCUCCUCGGCGCACGACGUCACCGUGGCGCCGCUGCUCAGCGCCCUGGGGCUGGAGGGGGCGCGCUUCCCGCGCUUCGCGGCGAGGGUGGUGUUCGAACUGUGGAAGAGUCCCCCGCCGAAGCAGAAGAAGAAGAAGAAGAAGAAGAAGAGCGCCAAGGCGAGAGACGGCGAGCCGUUCAUCAGGCUGCUGUACGACGGCGAGGACGUGACGUUUCACACCGACUUCUGCCGCGCCCACGAGCGCCGCGCCGGCCGGCCGCUCUGCCCGCUGAGCAACUUCCUGUCCUUCGUCAGGAGGGACAUGUUCGCCGUCGUCAACGCCACGUCCUACCGGGACGCGUGCUCCCGGCGCCCCGGGUGAGCGGCGGGCUCCGAAAGGGGGCGGAGCCAAGGACAGAUUACAUUCCGCUUCUUCACGUUUUUUUUCCACUUUCAGAAGACGGUGCACUUUUGAAUGCCGCUC